This is a messenger RNA of Solea solea (common sole), 1096 nucleotides long. It is a transcript of the gene mblac2, whose product is annotated as metallo-beta-lactamase domain containing 2. The transcript has 3 exons. The record is from RefSeq and is a predicted model, not a curated record. NCBI's taxonomy places the organism in Eukaryota, Metazoa, Chordata, Actinopteri, Pleuronectiformes, Soleidae. The coding region runs from base 144 to 974 and encodes 276 amino acids.
CCGUCACAUGAACGUCAAUGAAAACACACACAAACACACACACACACAAAUACAUCAUCACACUUAGCUAAACGGCUACUUCCCGCUCACCUGACCAGCACAACAUCCACACCGACCCGCUUUCGACAAGCGCAUGACUGGGGAUGUCUGCGUCCGACUGGUACGCUCACAAGUCGCUCGGAGACGGACUCUUCUGGAUCCAGGAGCGAUUCUUCCAGUCAGAGAACCGGGCCAACAUCUGGCUGCUCCGCGGCUCGCACCAGGACGUGGUCAUAGACACCGGUCUGGGCUUGAGGAGCUUACCGGACUACAUCGACUCUAAGGGGCUGCUCGGCAAGGAUCCGCAGAGGAAGAACCCGCUGCUCGCCAUCGCCACCCACGCCCACUUUGACCACUCGGGCGGUCUGCAUCAGUUCCAACAGGUGGGCGUCCACAGCGCCGAGGUCGAUGCUCUGGCCAACGGAGACAACUUCGAGACGGUGACCUGGCUCAGCGACAGAGAGAUAGCCGAGUCUCCGAGUCCAGGCUGGAGGGCAAGGCACUACAAAGUGAAGGCUGUGCAGCCCACACACAUCCUGCAGGAGGGUGAUGUCAUCAACCUGGGUGACCGGCAGCUGACGGUGCUCCACAUGCCUGGUCACUCUCGCGGCAGCAUCUGCCUCCACGACCACGACAACAAGCUGCUCUUCAGCGGAGACGUCGUGUACGACGGCGCCAUGAUCGACUGGCUGCCGUACAGCCGCGUCAGCGACUACAUCAGCAGCUGUGAGCGUUUGGUGGGACUGGUGGACAGUGAACAGGUUGACCAAGUCCUGCCAGGACACUACAACACCUUUGGUGCCAAGCGUCUCCAUCGCCUCGCGUCCUCCUACAUCACCAGAGCCGGGACGUGUCCCGCGAAGUUCUCCACGUUCGCCUGGAGGACGGUGGCCGGCGUGGCUCUGCGGGCCUGUAACCCCCGCAGUGCCUGUUAAUGAAGAGGGGGGGAUGAUCGUGGAGCUGGGGGGAAAGCAAGAAAUGCACAAAGACAAAAAGUUUAAAAUGUGAAAGACGGUGAGGAGAGGACGGACACACACAUACACACACACACACACAC